UGCAAAUGCCACCUUAGCCUAGGGCUUGUUUCAUGCGGCAGUAGCUUGCAGAACCAGAAGUCACGACCUGGUAGUCUUUGGUCAAGUCUUGUCCUCGCCGUAGUAAAGCACACAGUUUGCUUUGUUUGCAGGCCCGCCCAUCCUUGUGUUCACAUGAUAGUCGACACUCGAUCACGAACACAACAACAGUAGGUGUCUUUGUUUCUUUCACAACGCUUCUCACCAGGGAUACAUGUGGCUCUUGACCUGCCAUCUCACACCAAACAGACAUGGAGAGUUCAUGGAUCUCUAAUGCGCUUCCUCGCUAUUCUCCCUCCUCUAUCUCUCCGGAGAGUCGACGCCGUAACAAGAAUCCUCGAUGGCGCACGCCCUCUCCCAUGUCUGCCUCGGCCGUCCCUCCGCCUAUCGUGAACAGCAUCUACGUACCAUCUUCCCAACCUUCCGCCAGCCACACCAUGCAUACCGACGACAACCUACUGCUCUUCCGAAGGAAACAAUGCGAGCUUGAAGCUCAUCUACAACUGCUUCUCGAUGCUCAGGCCGAUGCUCUCCUCUCUGGUCUGGAUACCCCCCUUACCGAAGACGAUGCUCUCUCGACGGGUUCUAGCACCCCGACCGCCAGUGCCCUGAAUUCAAAGUCUCGUCCGUCUACGAAACCUGAAAAGAUCGGCCUUCGCCAUGCUAGGGUCGGACUGUAUGCUACCAUCCGUCGCCUGGCCCAGUUGAAGGCGCAAGAAUCACAAUACCUGGCUCCCAGCUUAGACCACUUCGCUUCCAUCGUUGAUCAACUCGACGUAUGGCAGAAGAAGUCGAAUGCCUUGCGUUCACGUGCUAAUCAGAUCCGCUCUGGAGACGAUCACAAACGCGCUCUCGACUUGCACAAACAGGCCGACGACAUGCAGAUUGAGAUUUGCGAACUUGAGGCUAGACUUUCGCGCUUGAAAGGAGACCAGCGCAAGUUGAGAGCUGAAGCACAAGAGAUAGAUAAUACUGUUGAUGCACGCCUGACAUCUUACACGACUAGUCUUGCCUUGGUUGAAGAUUCUGUACGAGGCUUCCUCCAUGAUGCUUCCUCGAGCCAUCGGAAUGCUAUCAUCAAUGUCAUCGACAUGGAGCGCUUCUGGCAAGCAUCACCUCAGAAUCGCACUCUGACAUCUGCAAAGGGUGUGUUCAGUCGUGAGCGAGACUCAUUGCUCGAGAAGCGUCGCAUCAGCGACACCGAGCGAGAGGCUCUUGAAGAAGGUGCUAUUGUCUGGAGAGAUGUCGUGAAGCAAGUUUCCACAUUUGAGCGCACACUUGCCAGAGCCAUGUCGCAAAUGAGUAAACAGUCGCGACCACAGUCUGACUCUCCCACAGAGACGAAGGAACUACUCAACAUGCUUGAGCAAACCACAACAGAGCUUGAAAGUAAACAUAAGCUUGCCGAGGCGCGCAAUUGGAAGCUCUUAGUCGCGGCGAUUGGCGCCGAGCUUGAGGCCUUUUUGAAAGGGAGGCAGAUCCUCGAGGCUGCUCUCGCAUCAGUCAGUGGUGAACCGGAUGCUGAGGAUUCGAAAGGAACGUCGAGCAGUUCUGGAUAUUUGGAAGGCGCUCAGACACCCAGAGGUGGCAAGCAUGAUGGAGGUGAAGCAAUCCGCGAUUUGGACAAGGCUUUCGCGGCAAAACGUCCUACCCCUAGCAUUUCGGACACAGAUACAGAAGACGACGGACCUGAUCCUGAGCUCCUAGUAUCGCAUCAGGAUACAGAUACGGAGUAGUGAAUUGUUUGCGCGUCGUGGACUGUGA
This is a messenger RNA of Aureobasidium subglaciale EXF-2481, 1782 nucleotides long. RefSeq lists its product as uncharacterized. The coding region runs from base 270 to 1754 and encodes 494 amino acids. The record is from RefSeq and is a predicted model, not a curated record. The transcript is spliced from 2 exons. Lineage: Eukaryota; Fungi; Ascomycota; Dothideomycetes; Dothideales; Saccotheciaceae.